This is a messenger RNA of Besnoitia besnoiti, 10575 nucleotides long. RefSeq lists its product as uncharacterized. Gene Ontology annotation, molecular function: helicase activity. Lineage: Eukaryota; Apicomplexa; Conoidasida; Eucoccidiorida; Sarcocystidae. The transcript has 10 exons. The record is from RefSeq and is a predicted model, not a curated record. The coding region runs from base 1 to 10575 and encodes 3524 amino acids.
AUGACGCUCCCCGAAGAAGACGAGAAUAUUUUGUUCUCAACGCGCGUCGACGCCUCCCUCGUUCCGCUACCGCGCGCGACGCCGGGCGAGGCCCUCGACGAGGCUGCGCUCCUUUCGCUGUCUGAGCUUCUCGGCGUCCGCGACAUCCGCGACGACGAGGAAGUCUCCGCCGUCAUCUGGGACGCCUACGACCGCCUCCACACACAGUUCGCGCGCGCCUCCCCCGCCUCUUCGUCCUCCUCUUCGUCCUCCUCUGCGUCCUCCUCUGCGUCCUACUCUGCGUCUCCCUCUCCGUCUCCCUCUUCGUACUCUUCUUCUGUCUCUUGCUCAUCUCCACUGCCGGCUACGACUGUCUCCCCGACGACGGCGCAUGCGUUCUGCGACCCCGCGUUCGUGCAAGAUGGCUUCCGUGUGCUUUACUCGUUCGCCUUCGAGUCCGACGACCCCGCGCGCGCCCAGCAGGCCGCCGUCGUGCUGAGGGCACUCUCUGCGUCGCUUCUCCGCUGCUCGGCCUGCGUCGCGGCGUACGCGGCGGGCUGUCGACUCUUUCUCGCUUGCAUCCUUCGCGACAGGGGGGCCGCCGCCGCGGCGUGUGCGCCUGGCGACGCUCCCCCGCCGGCGCCGUCGCUUGCCCAAGACGAAGAGGAGCCGCACGUCCUCUGCGCGAGGCUGCAGAAGAAGAUCCUCGCGUGGGACUUGCUGCGCAUCCUGCCGGUGCUGGCAAGGGCGCGCGCGCGACUGAGCGCUGGAGGCCGUGUGAUUGACUUGCUCGACAGCGAAGAACGCGCCAGAGAUAAGGCACUUCCCUCCUUCCGCGAGCGACACCUCCGGAGCCUGCUCAAGUCUCAUGGCGGACACGCCGCGGCCUCUGACUCUCCUUCCGCGCGUCCUCCGCAGCCCGUCCUGACCCCUGGGCAGCGCGGGGCGUCUUCGUCUAUCUCUUCGCCUCCGCGCUCGUCGGCGCCUUGCGUCUCUCUCGCCUCCACGGGGCCUCGGCCGACGGACUCUUCCUUUUCUGACCCCCGCGCUUGCGCGCUGCUGACGGCGUUGCUCGACAGCAGCCGCUUGCUCUACGCGGACUUCUCCUUUCCGCUCGAGACUGCGCAGGAAGAUCUGCGCGACUUCGGCGCUUCGCUCCCCACACUCCUCGUCGACUUGCUGCCUCGAUCGCCGCGCGCCCGCGGAGACAGACGAGGUGACGGGGAGGGAGGCGGCGCCGCGCAUGCCGCAACCGCAGAGGAGAGAGGCGCGAGAGAAAGAGAGGCGGCGCUGCAGAGUUCGGCGCGCAGCAGCGCGUUUUUUUCGCCCAAGGGAUUGGCGGCCGAGACCCUCGAGCAGCUCGCCGCGCACCAGCGCACGCUGCAGAGCUUGCUCAGGAUCCACCCUGCCUUUGCAGAUUCAGGGACUUCGGCGCCUCUCGCCUCCGGCGCGGCAGGCGCCGCCUCGUUGUUUGCUUCGCCGCGCGCCUCAAGCGCCCUCUUGGAGUUCUCCGAAGAGGCGCUUGCGGCUGCGGGCGCGUCGCCCGCAACCUCGCUGCCGCCGGCGGUGCUCCUCCUGCGGGUACUGCCCGGUCCCCUCGCCUGUUUGGAGCCCGUGCUCGCGGCGCUUCUGCGGCACCCUGCGGCAGUCGCUCACCUUCUUCUCUCCUUCCAGACGCACGCCUUUCCCUCGCUGCGUCUCGUCGCGUGCGCCGCGUUGCACCUCGCGGCGCUGUGCCGCCCUGCGCUGCUCGGACCCGCGUGCACCGCGGCGGCGACCGCGGUCUCGCCGCUGGCUGGGCUGCUGAGCGUCGUGCAGCUGUGGACGAUGCUGCUGCACAUCCUCGCUCGGCGCCUGCACCAGGGCGUUCAGGGAAUGGCUGUGCGCGGGGGUGGAGGCGACCUUUCGAGCUCGGCGCACGCCCAGAGGGACGGCGAGGAGAGCGUCAGGAGCACCCUGCACCACCUGCUUCUGAUUCUUCGCGCCUGUCACGCGCUUUUUAUCGUCCGUGCCCCCGCCACGGGAGGAGGCGGUGCGCUGACUGCCGCGGGCAUCGGCGCCGUGGUGGCGCGCGACCUCUUCGCUCGCCUUUCUCCAGGCGAGGGCGAGGCCUCUUCGCGCGCGCCUCAGGGGCUUCAACACGAACAAGAUGACGGGAAAAAUAACGCGGAAAGGAACGAGAGGGCGGGCGGAGGCGGAGAAAAAACGCGCCGCGAGAGCGACGCGGCCGCUGCGCGCUGUCUGGGGUCCCUGACGGCCGUCGUCGAGGCGGAGUUGAGCGGGAGUGCCUACGACGAGGCGACCUGCCUGGCUGCGGGCCUCCAGGCGGAGGUGGCGCGUCGCAGAGGAGACGAACGGCAAGGAGAUAGAGAGGGGGGCGGGCAGACGCUGGACGCCAACCGGGAGCGCGAACCUGCGGAAGCUGAGGCCGACGGCGCAGACGAGGACAGAAGGCGAGAAGGGCAAGCGUGCAGCGUCGAGUUGCUCCUGGGCGUCGAGCCCUCCGUGCCAGCACUCGGCAUUCUGUUGCGCGCGCUGCAUGUCCUCGCCAGGCGUUUCGUCCAGCUGUGGACGCUCCUUCAGCGCCUGUCGCCUGUCCCGGGGGAUCCGCGCCACCCUCUCGGCGCCGAGGCUGAGCGGGCUGGCGCCGACGCGAAGACCCCACGCGCAGCCGAGCCGGGGCGGAGAAGCGGAGGGGAGCGAGAGGACUCUGCAGAGACGUGCGCAGAGAGACGAGGCGAAGGGGACGAGCCGCGGAAGGAGGCGGCACACGAGAUCCGCAGGACCCACACGGGCGAGAAGAGCUGGCGUCUGGCGCUUCCCUUGGAAGCUGCAGUCGUUGUCCUGGAGGCGUGGGAGACGUCGUUCCGCGAGCUGAGGAGCUUGGAAAUCCUCGUGCUUCGUGCCCUCCUUGUCGUUCUCUCGCUGCUUCACAAGGUUCUCCUCUCGCCAGCGGCUGCGGCGCUGUUCCGCGACGCGUCGUCGUUUGCGCCGUCGCGGCCGCCCUCGCCCUGCACUUCGUCGCUCUCCUCGCCCGCUUCGUUCUCCCCUCACUCCUCGGCGGCCUCGCCGGCGCCGCACACACGGCUCGGAUGGUGUUGGCUCCUCCGCGACGCGGCGCGCGGCGCGCAGCGACGCCGACGACAGCUCUCUGCAACGUGCGCACAGCUUGGGGCGGAGGCCCGCGAGCCUCGGCUGGCUUGUGCCGAGUGCCCUCUGGCGCGGCUGCAGGGAGACGCAGGGCUGCCGGAAACCUCGACGCGGCUCCAGCCUUCCGCAGGGGCGGACGAGGCGGAGCCGCGAGCCGCCGAGCGGCGGAAGGGCGGCGCGGAGGGAGCUGGAGGGGGCGUGCAGGCCUACGCGGAAAACGAGGAGCAGAGGAGACUGGAGGAGCGGUUCCUGGGGGGGGCAGCCUGGGCCUGCGAGACGAUUGCGGGUCUGAGCGAGGAGCUCGAGCAACUGCUGGGGGGCGACGGUCUCGCCGCCGAAAGCAACAUGGCGGACGGCGGCUCAAGCGGAGAAGUCGAGCCCCUUGCAGCCGCCGACGUCAACGAGGGCUGCGCGAGCGAGACUCGGGAGCCGCGAAAAGCGCACGCCGAGGGAGUCAUCGCGCCUCCUGCGGAGCGAAGCAGCGAUGAGGAGGGGAACGCGAAGGAGGUCGCGCGGCUGAGGAGUGAAAUUCUCGGCGGAGACGAGCGUUUCCAUCAGCAGCUGCGCGGUGAGCCACAGGCGCUGUCUGGCGGGCUUUCCGCUGCGGACUCGUGGAAGGACGCAGACCUUGAGGUCAUCUGCGUCUCCUCGGACUCAGAUGUAGAGAGCCUCGACGCCGAAAAGCCUCGACGCGCAGACGCCGCCUUCUCCGCGCUGGCGCUGUCGUCGCCCUCUGGAGACGAAGCGGAGACGCAGCUGUCGCCGUGGACCCCCGACGAGGCCCAGGCCGGUGACGCAGAGCUUGCGGCGGGAGACGCGAGGCCGCGUGACAGAAAGGCGGCGGGCAUUCGGGGGAGCCGCGGCGAGUCCGCGAGCAGCGCCUUCGCGUCUCCUCUUGAGAGCCUCAGCGACGAAGAAGAGACAUUUGAGCGCGCACGCCCCGCGGGGGCUCGCGCGCCGGCGCCGAGGCCCGACAGAGGAGAGGCGAACUGGGGCGACGGCGCCUGCAGGCGCGACGCAGAAGACGAGGCCCGCGACGCGGCGCCUUCUCCGCACGCCGUCGUGGAGGUCAUUCUCAGCGAUGAUGACGACGAAGGAGGCAGCGAACAGGAGGAGAAAACGGCGCGCAGGGCGGGGGGAAGCCCGCGGAGGGAUCGCGGCGUCAGCCUGAGAGCUGGGGACGACGGAGGAGCGCGGACAGCAGACAGCGAGAGACAGAAAGAGACAGAAGGUGUCGAGGGAGGAAGAAGUGCCGCGGCGGAGGAAAGCGGAGGGAGCCGCCUGUCGUCGCGCUGCAUGCCGCCCCCGGAGACGAGACAGAAGGACGCCGGAGUGGCGUCGAGCCGGACUGUCUGCUGCGCGUCCCCGCCCUCCACGUCCUCCGCGUCUGUCUCUUCGUCGUCGGGUUCCUCGGAGUCCUUGUUUUCCAGCGAGUCCUCGGGCUCGUCUCUCCCUUCCUCGCCCUCGCCCUCGCCCUCGCCCUCGCCCUUGCCCUCGCCCUCGUCUGUCGCGGGCUCACCUUUUGGCCCCGCGAGCCACUCGCCGCCUGCGAGCCGCGACGUCGGGCGUCUCUCAAAGCCCUCGGUCUUCGGUCCUGCGCGCGCGUCUCUUUCACUUCCGCCCGCGAGGCCUGCGGCGUCGGCGCGCGGCGCGCAGCCGCAGCCGAUGCUCGCGACUGGCAGCGGAGCUGCGCACGCCGGCGAGCAAAAGAAUAGCUCGCUCUCCGCGCCGCGUUCUUCGCCAGACAUGGCGAAGGUUGGCCUGGGCACCGCGAACGGUGCGCGCGGCUCGCCGUUCUCCUCUCUGUUCCCCUCGCCAGGCUCCGCGGCUGCGAGUUCCGCGCGCGCGGCUGCGUCUGCGCCGCAGAGAGGAGAGGACGUCGCGGCGUUGUGGGCGACGGCGGCGGCGGCCGAGAUGCUCCAUAGGAAGGCGCGCGACGAGCGCGUGGCCUGCGAGGCCCUCUGUGACAUGAAAAGGAGACAGGAAGAAGCCGUGAGGGAGAAGCAGAGGGCGGCGAAGGCGUCAGGGGCCGCCGCGCCGCGCAUGGAGACCGCAGCAGAGGCUCGCUUUCCCCCUCUGGGCCUCACAUCCGGCAAGCCGGGAGUAUACCUACCUGCUGCCGCCGCGCAGAAAGGCCGCGAGGCGUUUGAGAUGGUCGUUGCGGAAGGCGAGGCUACGAAGCGCGCGCGACCCGACUGCCAGGAGCCGGGCAGCAGCGGCGCACCGGGGCUGCAGGGCAAGGCUGGCGCGCAGGACAGAGAGGAGAGAGCGUCGUCGUCAUCUCGUUUGGCAUUUCGCUCGGAUCUGCGCUCGUCGUCGGUGCCCGAGAGGCGGCCUGCGUCGGGUGCCCCUUCUCGGGGGCCGUCCGCGUUGCCGGCGCAUUUGGCUGCGUCGUCGUCGCUGCCCUCGGUGCUCGCCGCCGCGGCGGUUCAGGCGGCUGAGACGCGGCAGCGCGCGAGGAGGCUGCUGCAGGCGCGACUGGACGGCGCGCUCCCGCCCUCUCGCAGAGACUGGCAGACGAAGGGGGCAGCACGUGGGGGGGGAGGACUCUGCGGACUGCUGCGGACUCACGGUGGCCGCGCGGCGGAUCGCGCCUCCGCGUCUUCUCUAGGCUUCGCCGCGUCGCCUGCGCUCCCCGCAGGGGGCUUCGCUCCCAAGUCGCGGCUGAAGGAGGUCGCUGGGCGCAUCGGAUUCGACGGUCCCGUCGUGCGCUACCGAGAGCGGAGGGAGGCGACGCACACUGGACCUGCAGACUGCUGCGCCGCGGAGGAGGGCGCGCCCGACGACGGCGACAAGCAGGGCGAGCGCGAGAGCUUGCGGCGCGAAGAAGAAGAGAAGCAGCGCGCGGAGUCGCGCAAAGCCGAGCAGAUUCGCCGAAUGCGCAUGGAACUUGAGCGCGGCCAGGAGAAAGAGGCUGCGGCGCCCGACGCCGCCGCAGCUCCCAAGCGACAUACCUGCCUCGCGCCCUCCUCAGGUCUUCGCCGAAGCUUUCUGCGAGGGCGGAAGCCUGUGGGCAUGCCGGCAGAGACGUGGAGUCGCGAGCAGCUGAAAGACUGGGUGCGGCGCGAGGUGGAAGAGGACGCGCGGCUGAGGCGCGACCGGGAGGAAGAGGUGCGGCGCGCAGAGCGUCGGCGGCGAGAGGAAGAAGAGGCGCAAAGAAAGCAGCUUCAGGAGCAGGAGGAGGCGCGGCAGCGGAAGAAGGCCCUCGAGCGCGCACGCGUUGUCGUCGAUGCAGACGCGGCCGUAGAUCAGUUCCUCUGGAGGCUGCUUCACGUGGAUGUCUUCGGCUUGGCGAGCGGUGACGAGGACGCGGUCCUGCAGAGGGAAAACGCGCGCGCGUCCUCAGGGAAAAGCUCCCCGCGCACGCCAAGCCCGCCUGCCGCGCCCCCCGCCGCCAGCGCGGACGGCGCGAACGGCGUUUGCAGAGAGUCGCCAGAAACUGGCAAAGUGGCAGGCGAGGGAGGAGCUUCACAGGGUGCAUGUACGCGCCAGACGCCGAAAUUUGGGUCGCCUGCGUCCGCGCAGAGUCCCCAACAGGCGGGGAGGGGCAACUUGGUGGCGCCGUUGCUUUUUCUCGAGUUGCUUCACCAGCUGAAGCAGGCGUUCUCGGAUCAGCCUCUGGAGCCGCGCAUGUGCGUGUUGGAGGAGCUGCGGCGCGAGGGCCCCCAGUGGACCCUGGGGCGCCUCGCCAUGGCGCGACUCUGCCCGCAGCUCGCCGCGUUCGCCAGGGCUACAUGUUCCCGCUCUCGCGGCGCGGGCAGCCGUCAGCGCAGCUUUUUCAACGAGGCGUGGCCUGACAGGGACGCCCGCGGGCGGGGGGACGAGCCGCGCGCGGAGCGAGAGGACGGAGACCGCGGGAACGGCUUCUUCCCCAACUUUGGUGUCCACGAGCUCCUCCUGCUGCUCCCCGUCGGCUCGGCCUACACUCGGUUGCUGCGGAGCCCAGAAGACCUGCGCGGCGGGGGCUCUGCGGGCGGACUUCAAGGCGCGGGAGACUGCGAGAGGCCGGAGAAAAGCGCCUCCUCCUCCGCGAGCCAAACAGGCGAAAAGUCUGGAGCGAGCCCGAGCGACGACCGCGACGACCGCGACGACCGCGAGGCUUUGGCGACGGAGACAGCCUCGACGCUGGAACACGCCCUCGAGGUCAUGCGGAGAUACGCCGGAAGAACCUUCGCCGACGUCGCGAAGGAGGAACUCAGAUCUUGGUUCCUCCUGGGCAUCGUCGAGCGCGUGGAGGAGGCGAGUCUCGCAGGAUUUUCUGCGACUGCAGGGGGGCGCGAGAAGGCCGGCGGCGGGCAGCUCGUCCUGCGGCUGCCGCAGCUCGUCAACUGGGACCUCGCAGAUCCAAGAGCCGCGCCGAGGCAUGGCAUGAAGCGCGUGCCGCUUCACCACGUCGCGCUGAACACCUCCUGGGUGGCGAUCUCGCUGACGCAGCUCACCACCGCUGUGAGGGAGGUUCAGGCGGUGUUUCUGAGCGAGCUCUCGCCGCGCUUUUCGUUUCUGUUGAACCCGACAGCGCCGCAGUCUUCCGCCCAGUCUGCCGCGCCGCAGUCUUCCGCCCAGUCUGCGGCGCCGCUCCUUCCGCCCCUCUCUUCUCUGUCGUCUCUUUCUUCAGCCUCGGUACGCGCCGCCUCUGCGGCUAGCGCGCGGAGCCCAGCCCUCGCGACGGCGUGGUUCAAGCAGGCAGUCGACCGGCAACUCAAGAGCGAACUUCUCAACGCCUCGCAGGCCGCGGCAGUUCGCGACGUGUUGACGUCGGAGACGAAGCUCGGGUUGAUUCAGGGGCCGCCUGGCACUGGGAAGACGAAGACGAUCCUCGCGCUUCUCUCAGUCCUAUACGGGCGUCUGCGAGACAACCAAGGCGCGCGCGCUGGACCCUCGGCGACUGUCGCCUCGCCGCCUGCGGGGCUCGGGAGCGCUUGCCGCGAAGGCGUGAAGAAGAAGAUUUUGAUCUGCGCGCCCUCGAACGCAGCGGUCGACGAGAUCGCCGAGCGCGUGCUCACGCAUGGCCUGUUCCACCCCAUGACUGGCGAAAAGCUCGCGCCGACCUGUCUCCGAAUAGGGAAUGUAGACCGGGUUCGCGAGUCGGUGCAGUCGAUCGCGCUGGACGUGCAGGUGAAGCGGCUGCGAGGGCUGCAGGAGAGUCAGUUGGAGACUUCGUUUCAGGCAUCUCUGCAGGAGUUGCGAGAGAAGAAGAAGGCAUUGAUUCAGCAGCACCAGUGCGUGCGGUUUUUAUCGUCUCGCGCGACGUCUUUGGAUCCGGCGCGGCUGCACUCGGCGGAGUACCUCGACGAGCUGGUGAAGGCGAUGCUGGCCUCGCCUUCAUUCUCCUCCUUUUUCUUGAGCGAGCCGAAGGACCGGGGCGAGGAGACGAUUCGCGAGCUCCUUCCGCCGCUCGCACGCCUGGGACUCUACGGCUUGAAAGACAUGCGCAGCACACUCGACGCGCAGCUCGAGGACGUCAACGCGAGCCUCGCGCGACUGUUCGAGACGCGCAGACAGGAGCGACCCGGGCUGCUGCCGGUCUGCAGGCAGCAAGUGAUUCUCUCGGCGGACAUCAUCUUUGCGACGCUGUCCUCCAGCGCCAGCGAGUGCCUCUGUCCCUAUACGCUCGCCACGGCCGGCGCCGCGGGCAACAGCGGCGCCCCUCUCCGCGGCGCUUCGCCCGCGCGCCUGCUGACCUCCACAGUCGCGCCGUCGCUUUUUUCCUCGCUGUCGGGCGCCUUCGCUUCGCCUGCCGGCUCAGCCGCGCUGCUGGGGGCGGGCGCCGGCGCGCGUCUCACGAAGGAUCAGAAGAUAGCAAUUCUCCAGGCGCAGUUCUGUGCGCAGCAGCCGCCCUUUUCGUACGCGUACCUGAUUGUCGACGAAGCGGGUCAGGCGAGCGAGCUGUCCUGUCUGAUUCCGCUGCGACUCGCGCCUGAGCGAUGCAUAUUGGUUGGCGACCCGCAGCAGCUGCCGUCGACCGUCUUCUCCUCGCUGGCGGAGAAGCGCGGGCUAGGCCGCAGCCUGCUUGAGCGCCUCAUGAUCUGCAUUGAGGAGGAGAAGCUCCUGCAGACCGCGGAGCGCAGGGCGAAGGAGGCGCGCGCCGACGUGGAGAAAGCGAGCGCCGCCGCGCAAAGCGACAAAGAGCGGCGACGAGACGCGCGCGGGGGAGCCGAGACGCAGGGCGAUGCGGACGCGCGCGACGCACAGACAGAGCAGGAAGCUUCGACGCGGAAAGCAAACCGAGAGAGGACCGAACCGGAAAGCGACGAGGAGGAGCGCAAGCGGAAACUGGUGCAGGGCGGCGUCUCCUUGGCCUUGGACGGCAAGGCAACGACUGAAAGGCCCGCCCUGAAGAUCAACCUCUUGGCCACGCAGUACCGCAUGCGUGAAGCAAUCGCGCGCUUUCCCGCAGAUGCGUUCUACGAAGGGCGCUUGAAGACGAGCGCGUCGGUCGCGCUGCGCCCCGAGCUUCCUUGCUUCCGGCUGCAUUGGCUGUUUGCGCCGCUCAAGUUUUUCCACGUGCCCAGCCUGGAGGACCGGUGUAGACGAGGCGCCUCGGGCUCGCUGGUCAACUACGAAGAGGCGCGUUUCGUCAUCAGCCUGCUGCGCACGCUGUACGUCCAUUUUUGCCAGAAAACGGCGCAGGCGGCGGCUGCCGGGGCUGCUUCGCCGUCCCCCGCGCACAAGCUGAGCGACGUGAGCAUCAUCACGCCCUACAGACAGCAGGUGGCGCUGCUGCAGCAGUUGCUGGCGGAGGACUCCGUGCUGAGAGCCGCGCCGCAGAAGCCAGAAAUCAACACAGUGGACGCAUUUCAGGGCCGCGAAAAGGCGAUCGUCAUCAUCUCCUUCGUCCGAGCCGCGAGUCCCGCAGCGCUCGCGGCGCUCGCGGGCACCCCAGAGGCAGAGGUACGCGCGGAGACGUGUAAGGCCCGCCCGCAUGCGGAGGCAAAAGACGCACCCCCUGCGCGUGCUUCGUCGAAUGGCGAACCCGAGGCCAAGAAGCCGCGAAUCUUCCCGCCUCCAGUCAUUUGGGACUUGCCUGCGCCAAUGCCUGCAUCGGCGUCCGCUGCCUCGAGUGCCUCUGUGGCGCCGCCCACAGCGCAGGCCUCUUCGGGGCUCGGCUCCUUCGCGACGCUCGGGUUCGUCUCAGACUUUCGCCGGCUGAACGUGGCGCUGACGCGCGCGCGCGACGCGCUGUGGAUUGUCGGCGACGGCGAGACGCUGCAGACGCACCCGAUGUUUCGACGCCUCCUCGCCUUCAUCCAAGGCCUGCCUGGCGACGCGUACAUCGACGUGCGACGGCCCCCGGAGCGUCUGCGGCAGGCGAUGGCGGCGCGGGAGGCGCGGGCGCGGAGCCACGACGAGGGCCUGCUGGAGCGGUUCAUCAGCGCGGCGACGGCGGACUUCAUGCAGCUGAAGGCGCAUAUGUCCGCCUACAAAUCCAUAAUUUUUGAAGAUUAG